AAUACUUGUUUGAUCAGUAUACAAUUCACGGAAACACCGGAAAGGUUCAACUCGGUUGGCGAUGUUAGGCUGGCGACGAAAAUAAAGGUCCGGUGAAAUGAGGGAAGCUUGGCCUGCCCGCUUUCCCCACACCCACGGCUCAUGAUGCGCGCAUGGAACGGGGCACAUGCGGAGCAAACGGAGUAUAAUAUAUAAGCGGGGGUGGCAAGCAAGAACAGAAAUGAUCCGGUUCUUGGAUCAGGUAUGCCAUUUUUUUAAGUUCUUCAGCAGUGGACGACGCACGCUCGGAUCUUCGUCGGAGAAGAAUUGAGGAAGCUAUAGAUGGCUGCGAUGGGCGGCCGCGGGCCGGCGGUCAUCAAAGGCGGCGGCGGAGGCGGCGACAGGCCGGUGGGGAGCAGGCUGGUGUCCGUUGCCGUCGGCGGCUUCCUCUUCUUCCUCGUCCUCCUCCGCUCCUCCCGCCACGACGUCGCCGUCGUCCUCGACGCCCGAACAGGCGACGUCCGGGUGUGGCCGCGACAGCAGGGAGGGAGACACGGCCACCUGCAGCAGAGUGCCGAGCAGAGCAACGGCAUGGCAGCCGCAGAACCCUUCUCUUCAGGGGUUAGCGACGCGGUGAUCGGAGGGGAUAGGAACGACGACGACGUCGAGACAGACGCAGCGCCGGAGGAGGCAGAGCGUCAGAGCAACGCCGCCGCCGCCACUAUAAACUCCGACGAGCAAGCACAACCAGAACCAGUCGCCGAGGACGCGCCCCAAGACAAGUCCUUAACCACCGCGCAACCCGCCGUGCAGACGACGUCUCCUCCGCACGGACUUCCAGGGGGCAUUGCGUUCUCGACGCGUGCGGGUCCAGUGGACCAGCAGCGGCAGCCGCUGUGCGACACCUCCGACUCCCGUGCUGACGUCUGCGACCUCACCGGCGACGUCCGCAUGGACGCCAGUGCCUCCGCGUUCGUCGUCGUCGUCGGUUCGGCGGGCGGUGCCGACGGGCAGACGUACAAGGUCCGGCCGUACCCGCGGAAGGGCGACGCCACGAGCAUGGGCCGCGUCACCGAGAUCACCGUGCGGACGGCGGCCGGCGCGGGGGCCGCGCCGCGGUGCACGGCGUCGCACGCCGAGCCGGCGGUCGUGUUCUCCAUCGGCGGGUACACGGGGAACCUCUUCCACGACUUCACCGACGUCAUCGUCCCGAUGUACAACGCCGCGCAGCGCUACGGCGGCGACGUGCGCCUCGUCGUGACCGACGCGGCCCCGCGGUGGCUGGCCAAGUACGGCGCGCUCCUGCGCGGGCUGUCGCACCACGCGCCGCUCGACCUUGCCAAGGCCGCCGCCGCCGGGGAGGUGCACUGUUUCGGCCACGCCGUGGUCGGCCUGCGCGCGCACCGGGAGCUCAUGAUCGAGCGGGAGCGCAGCCCGGACGGGGUCGGGAUGCCGGAUUUCACGCGGUUCCUCCGGCGCGCGCUCUCGCUGCCCCGGGACGCGCCGACGAGCCCCGGCGGCGCCACCGGAUGCAAGCCCCUCCUGCUCAUCGUCUCCCGCCGUGGCACUCGGCUGAUUCUGAACACCGAAGCCGUUGUCCGCACGGCGGAGGAGGUCGGCUUCGAGGCCGUAGUGAGCGAGCUGGACGUGGCUGACGACGACGUCGGGCGGGUGGGGCGGCUGAUCAACUCGUUCGACGCGAUGGUGGGCGUGCACGGCGCGGACCUGACCAACAUGGUGUUCCUGCCGACGGGCGCGGCGAUGGUGCAGAUCGUGCCGUGGGGCGGGCUGCAGUGGAUCGCGCGGAUGGACUUCGGCGAUCCGGCGGAGGCGAUGGGGCUCAGGUACAUCCAGUACGAGAUCGCCGUCCACGAGAGCAGUCUCAAGGAUAAGUACCCGAGAGACCACGAGAUCUUCACCAACCCGACUGCGUUGCACAAGAAGGGCUUCAAGUUCUUGAGGAACACGUUCUUGAAAAGCCAGGACAUCAUCGUCGACGUCGACCGCUUCAGGGCGGUGCUGCUCCAGGCGCUCGAGAACCUCUCGCAGUAAUUCGCAAAAGAAGAAGCUCUCGCAGUAGGAAGUAGUUGCGUGCGCAACUAGUUGCAUGCAUGCGUGCGCACAUGUGUAGAUGGAUAUCUGUAUUUUUCACACAAAAGGUGACUGUAAGAAUGGUAAUAGGCGACAAGGAAUCCAACAAAAGGCAAAGGUCGACGAUUUACACUGCACAUACGUAAAAAACAAUAUAGAGAGAGAGAUCGACUGUGUUAUAAUUUUUUUACUA
This is a messenger RNA of Setaria italica (foxtail millet), 2263 nucleotides long. RefSeq lists its product as uncharacterized. Gene Ontology annotation, molecular function: glycosyltransferase activity. The coding region runs from base 322 to 2031 and encodes 569 amino acids. The transcript has 5 exons. Lineage: Eukaryota; Viridiplantae; Streptophyta; Magnoliopsida; Poales; Poaceae. The record is from RefSeq and is a predicted model, not a curated record.